This is a messenger RNA of Chrysoperla carnea, 1513 nucleotides long. Its product is annotated as allantoinase, mitochondrial-like. The coding region runs from base 134 to 1513 and encodes 459 amino acids. Gene Ontology annotation, biological process: purine nucleobase catabolic process; allantoin catabolic process. The record is from RefSeq and is a predicted model, not a curated record. The transcript has 10 exons. Lineage: Eukaryota; Metazoa; Arthropoda; Insecta; Neuroptera; Chrysopidae. Gene Ontology annotation, molecular function: zinc ion binding; cobalt ion binding; allantoinase activity. Gene Ontology annotation, cellular component: cytoplasm.
CUUAUAUUUUAUCUAGACUGCAAAAGUGAUUUGAGUUUUAUUUAAAAUUGUUAGUAUAUUUUUAUUAAGAAGGUGUAUAAAUAAUUGAGAAAUAGGUAUCAUUUUGCUUCAAAGAUUCCAUCAAAGAAUAAAUAUGGCAACUUUAAAAUUAUAUCGAAGUAAAAAUAUUGUGUUACCUGAUAGUGUUCAGGAAGCUGGAAUUGUCGUUGAUCAGGAUGGCAAAAUUUCUAAAAUAUUCACAAAAACAGAUUUAGAUACAAUGGAUCUGAAUUCAUUUGAGAUAAUCGAUUUUGGAGAUCUGGUAUUAAUGCCAGGAGUUGUGGACACACAUGUCCAUGUAAAUGAACCGGGGAAAACCGAAUGGGAAGGAUUUACUACAGCAACACGAGCUGCAGCAAAAGGAGGUGUUACAACAAUCAUUGAUAUGCCAUUGAAUUCAAUUCCAUACACUACAUCAGUAGAAAAUUUAAAUAUUAAAUUAAAGGCUGCUGAGGGUAAAAAUUACGUUGAUGUUGGAUUCUGGGGUGGUGUUGUGCCAGGAAAUCAAAAUGAGCUAGCCAAAUUAGUGGAAGCUGGUGUUGUUGGUUUUAAAUGUUUUUUAAUUCCAAGUCAAGAUGAUUUUCAAUAUGUGAAGAAACCGGAUGUUGAAUUAGCAUUACAAGCUUUAGAAGGGAAAAAUUCCUUGUUAGCUUUCCAUGCAGAGUUAAAUCUAAAAAAUUCUACACCCAUUGAUGGUGAUCCUACAAAUUAUGAAACAUUUUUAAAAACUCGUCCACCUGAAAUGGAACUUGAAGCUAUUAAAAUGAUCACCGAAUUAUGUGGAAAAUACAAAGUUCGUUGUCAUAUUGUACAUUUAUCAACAGCUGAAGCAUUGCCUAUUAUACGUGAUUUUAAGGCAAAAAAUAAGAAUCUUACUGUCGAAACAUGUCACCAUUAUUUAACAUUUAGUUCCGAAAAAAUUCCACAGGGUAAAACGCAAUAUAAGUGCUGUCCUCCGAUUAGGGAUCAUGAAAAUCGGGAUCUUUUGUGGGCAGCUUUACAAAACCACGUUAUCGAUUCAGUUGUAUCUGACCACUCCCCAUGUACCGAAGAUUUAAUAUUUACUAACGGAAAUAAUGAGCCAUCAGAUUUUUUGAAAGCUUGGGGUGGAAUUGCAUCGGUACAAUUUGGAUUAUCAUUAUUUUGGACUGAGGCACGUAAGCGUGGUUUUAGUUUGUUAGAUGUUUCACAUUUCUUAUGUAAAGGCCCAGCGAAGAUAGUUGGUUUAGAAAGUAAAAAAGGUCAAUUAAAGGAAGGUUUAGAUGCAGAUUUUGUGGUAUGGAAUCCAAAUGAAACAUUUAUUGUCAAGAAAUCUGAUGUUGAGCAUAAAAAUAAGGUAACGCCAUAUUUAAAUAUGAAAUUUUAUGGAAAAGUUUAUCAAACAUUUGUUCGAGGUCUGAAAGUGUACGAUAAAAAUGAAGGAUUUUCUGAAAAACCUUUUGGUAAAUUAAAUAUUAAGAAAGUUGAUCACUGA